AUGGCUACGGGUCUCAUACAAAAAGCAGGAAAAACAGCUCCCCGUUUGGCUGAAGAUAUCCAACUUUACGACUCUGCCUCGCUUGAAAGCACUGGUCGCAACCUGCUCUCUCAAGCCCCUCCAGUGUUUCAGGAACAAUACAAAGGUCCCUUGCAGUACAUAUCAAGCCAAGCAUGUCGCCACAAUUAUGUGAUCAAACAAGACCAGACUCAUCUGGCCAGCUCAGACAAAGCACGCAAAGAAGCAAUGUCCAAGGUGUGCGCCAUAUGUUCCAAAUGCUGUAGCCAUCUACAGGUGGUUGCGAAUUAUGGAAACAACAGAAAUAAAUCGAUCAAUGAAGCACGGGAUCAUAUUCACCAUCUGGUGUACAAAUCUGGACGGCAAAAGAGAUCCGGCACAGGUGAAGAGAUCAUGGAGACAGGGCAGACAGCCGAGACAUUUCACUACCAAUGUUCCCACCCGUUAUGCUCAACAGCAAUCUCUCUACGCAUUCUGUCACCAAUCAUCACUCUCAUGUAUCAUGCUCAGCUGACCAAUGUGGAAAUCUUGCGUCAGCGAGCAGGAGCUGCAUUUGCGGCUCAGCCAGAGCGUCUUGAGGGUGUGCCAUUUCCAUCGCCCAUCACUGUUCUGGAGAACUUACGCCUCUACUUGAACAAUGCACUUCAUUAUCCCGACCGCAGUAAGACUAUCACGUCGAACAAUAAACGAUUCAUGGUCUCUUUUGGCGUGGGAGGUGCAGCUUGCCGAGAACUGCUAGAGUUUUUAGGGUUUGAAUACCGCAAGGAUGAUGAUACUUGGGAUCCGCCUCGUCCUGUCCCUAAGGCAACAAUGCCUUAUCAAGAUGGUGCAAGACUUUUCUUGGAUGAUGUUAUCCACGAAUUGAUCUGCUUGAUCAAUAACAGGCCUCCAUCAGAGCGACGGGAAAUAAGCCCACCUCCUCUGCCUCCAUCAGCAAAUGAUGAUAUCUUGCAUGCCAUGGAGGCAUUUGACUAUCCCAAAGCAAAACGGGUGCAUAUGUUCAAAAUGGCCUCUUCUUCGUACUAUGAAGAUCUUGGGGCUGUGGAGGACAUGUCUUCCCCAUUGAUCAUAGACUCUUAUCAUCGUCAAGUAGUGGCAGACCCCGGAAAUGCGGCACGCUAUUUAGCGUGUCUCAAAGAAAUAGGCACUCUUCGAGGGGGUGAGGAUGGCGAGAUCAUCGAUCAGGCUGUUCAGCAGGCCUAUUCAGAGGGUCGAUACACCUAUGAUGAUGUGGCUGAAGCUUACAGAUUUUUUGGGCUGAAUCAUGAGGAUCGCGAGGUCUCAGAUGAGACCAUUAUUGGAAAAUUCUAUGCGCUCAUUUCAGCUCCUGGCUCUAACGUCCGCCACCGCCGUGACCCUGCCCCAUCACCCUCGACACCACCCCUCAAUGAAACUUCGUGGGACGCGGAGAUCCGGCGCCAUCUCUGGCUUAUUGGCGACAACAUGGGUAAUCAGCGUAUUAAGGCGACUUCAGAAGACCGCGUGGAGAAUUUUGCGCAAGCGCUUGCCUUCCUGGGAGUCGAUGAGCAGACGCCUGAUGACUUCAUUGUUACAAUGUACACCACAAAGAUUAGCGACCAGCCCUGGUCCAAGCCCAUAGCCGUCAAAGCUCUUGAGCUCAUCGCGCAGACACGCAAAUCCGAAGGCUUAGAGUGGUUCAUUAAAACGGGUGAACUGGUUUCUGGUGAUAUGGAAAUUGCUGAUGCUUAUCGCAUGCUGCAAAUCCCAAACAGAACUGUCGACGAAGACGCUGUUAUUGCGGCAUUCACGAUUUGCAUUGAUGAAAACCCAGGCCAGGCUGAUGUUUAUGGACGUGCUCUUGGUGUUAUUGCCAGAGAAAUGGAUAGCACCGUGCUCAAGAGCAUGGCGGGGAUCAGUACAGGGGCUGAUGUCAACGCUUCCAACUGGCCUGUUGGUCUCACGAAUAUCGGCAACACCUGCUACCUGAACAGCCUUCUUCAGUUUUAUUUCACUAUUAAGCCAUUUAGAGACUUGGUAGGCAACAUUGACAAGUAUCAAAUGGAUGUCACAAGUGAGACAAGCUUAGUGGCGAAGAAGGUGGGAUCUCGCCUGGUCACAGUGAAAGAAGUCAAUCGGUCUUUGCGAUUUGUUUAUGAACUUCGAUUACUUUUCGCAAACAUGGCUACUUCACCAAACUCUUCAGUCACGCCCAGCCAAGAGCUUGCGCGGUUGACCCUCAUCGCUGAAGGCAGUGAAGCCGCUAUUAAUCAGCGGUCCAUCACCAGAGAACAUGGCCUUGGCGACAUUAAUGGUGCUCCUGUCUUGGGUCCACUUGGGGAUCCCCAGUCCAUUGAGGAAAAGCCCAUGACCACUGAGACCAAUGUCAACGAUGCUAGUAGCGAAGCAACUCUGGUAGCCCAGCCAGAAGGUCCUAAUUCAGCCACAGCUAUUCAAGCGGUGGCCACCUUACCCGACUCCUCUGCUCAACCUCCACCUGUACCAUCUCGUCCAGAUUUCGAUAAUCGAGAAUUUUCGCUGGAAAACGUCGAUUUUGGCAUGCAACAAGACGUCACUGAGGUUAUCAACAAUGUCCUCUUCCAGACCCAGUGUGCCAUUCGACCUCGAGAGAUCGCUGCUGAUGGUGAACAAAUUGACCAGGUCAAAGACUUAUUCUACGGACAAACACGAUCUUACAUCACUACGCCUGAAGGCACACGCUCUAAGGAGGAACGUUGGUCAGAUAUCAAGGUUAACGUGGCUCUCGGACCUCGAGACAUCUACGAUGCCAUCGACGGGGCUUUUGAUCCUCAAAGUAUCAUUGUUGACAAGCAAGAGGCUGAGCAGCAUGGCGCCAUUACCCGCCCGCCCCCAGUCCUUCAGAUCCAGGUGCAGCGUGUGCAGUUUGAUCCGGUAAAGAAAACGUCUUACAAGUCGACAAACCAUCUUCAGCUUGCGGAGACAAUUUACCUUGACCGUUACAUGGAUUCUUCGAGACCGGAAAUCUUGCAAAAGCGAUACGAUUGUUGGGAAUGGAAGAAGAGAAUUGUUGCUCUCCAGACCCGCCGAAACGAGUUGCUCAGCUCAGAGGAUUCUAAGAUGCCUGACCCGAUGAACCUUCUGUCUCGAAUGGAUGAACUAGCCCACCAGCUUGCUGGGCACCAGCAGAACCACUCGACCCAUUUACGUGUCGAGCCAACGUUCUCGCAGGAGAUCCAGGAAGUCGCAAACGUGGUGGAAAAGGAAAUUCAAGCUAUCGACAAUGAAAUUCAAACCACAAAGAAGCUCAUUUCCGAGCAAUUUGCCGACUCCCGCGCACUCCCUUACGAGCUUUAUGCAGUCUUUAUUCACCGAGGAAGUGUCUCAUUUGGUCAUUACUGGAUCUACAUUCAUGAUUUACAGUCAGGAAUCUGGCGAAAGUACAAUGACGAGUACGUGACCAAGGUUGAGAACCUGGACGAAAUUUUCGGAAGCCCUAACGACACCAAUCCACCAACUCCUUAUUUCCUUGUCUACAUCCACAAAGACAAAAAGGAUAUCUUGACUGGCCCCCUUGAGCGCGUGAUUCUCGAGAACAGUGCUACAAACUACUCAAAUGACUCAAAUGCUAUGAAUGACUCAACUGCUAUGGAGGGAUUAAUUUCCCCCAACCCCCUGGAGGGCGCUCAUGCAGAUUACAAGACUUACUAUGAACGCCCUGUGACACCCCUCACUGUCACCCCCCGCUCUGCCCAAGAAUUUCGAGACAUUCCAAUGGAGUAA
Molecule: messenger RNA, 3738 nt
Organism: Penicillium malachiteum
Lineage: Eukaryota; Fungi; Ascomycota; Eurotiomycetes; Eurotiales; Aspergillaceae
Product: ubiquitin-specific protease UBP2
Exons: 11
Coding region: 1-3738 (1245 amino acids)
Biological process (GO): proteasome-mediated ubiquitin-dependent protein catabolic process; protein deubiquitination; regulation of proteasomal protein catabolic process
Molecular function (GO): proteasome binding; cysteine-type deubiquitinase activity
Source: RefSeq, a predicted model, not a curated record